Messenger RNA from Spinacia oleracea (spinach), 764 nucleotides. Its product is annotated as 40S ribosomal protein S15a-1. The record is from RefSeq and is a predicted model, not a curated record. Gene Ontology annotation, biological process: translation. The coding region runs from base 175 to 567 and encodes 130 amino acids. The transcript is spliced from 4 exons. Gene Ontology annotation, molecular function: structural constituent of ribosome. Gene Ontology annotation, cellular component: ribosome. Lineage: Eukaryota; Viridiplantae; Streptophyta; Magnoliopsida; Caryophyllales; Amaranthaceae.
CGGCCCAUUACAUGGGUCCAACAUCUGUUACAUUCUCCGUCGCUGUGAAGCUGCUUAACAAAAAGAGAGCGAAAGACUUUUGAGCAACAAAACCCUAGCUGCUCUUUCUUGUGUUUGCCUCCAGAGCUCCUGCAGAAUACCAUCUUUCUCAUCUAGUAAUUUAAGCUUGCAAGGAUGGUGAGGACAAGUGUUUUAAACGAUGCUCUCAAAACUAUUUAUAAUGCUGAGAAGAUUGGCAAAAGGCAGGUUCUCAUUAGGCCUUCCUCCAAAGUGAUCAUCAAGGUUCUCCUUGUCAUGCAAAAGCAUGGUUACAUUGGUGAAUUCGAGAUUGUUGAUGACCACAGAUCUGGAAAGAUUGUGAUUGAACUGAAUGGAAGAUUAAACAAGUGUGGUGUUAUCAGUCCUCGUUUUGAUGUUGGAGUCAAGGAAAUUGAGUCCUGGACAGCUAGGUUGCUUCCUUCCAGACAGUUUGGAUAUAUUGUGCUUACAACUUCUGCUGGAAUCAUGGACCAUGAAGAGGCUAGAAGAAAGAAUGUUGGAGGCAAGGUGCUUGGCUUCUUUUACUGAUGAGAGGAGGAGGUUUCACAGAUUGUCUUAAAAUUUUGGAUUAGUACUACAUCCCUGAAUGUUUUUGCCUUUUGUUUUUGUCAUUUGAAGUCGAAUGUAGUGCCGCUUUUAUUACAUCUAGUAUCACCCGCGUGUACUCUGUUGUGUUUUUCCCUAUUAUUUUCCAAUGGAAUUGAGAAUAGACUUUUUACUAGUGA